This is a messenger RNA of Didymella exigua CBS 183.55, 622 nucleotides long. RefSeq lists its product as uncharacterized. NCBI's taxonomy places the organism in Eukaryota, Fungi, Ascomycota, Dothideomycetes, Pleosporales, Didymellaceae. The transcript has a single exon. Bases 47 to 562 code for a protein of 171 amino acids. The record is from RefSeq and is a predicted model, not a curated record.
CUGCCAUUUCUACCUGCAAAGCACAAUCAGAUGCUGUUGAUGAGCAAUGCGCGCUGUUAAAGCUCGUGGGAGAUCAGCGCCGUACAUUUCCACAACACAGCUCAGCCACAAACUACGUCAACCGCGGGCAAUUGUUCAAAAGUGGCAGCUCGAACAGCCGAGCAGAGCGAACCUAACCCGACGGUCUUGGCUAAACAUGUCAAGAUCUGUUAUACCACAGAACCUCCCAACUGACGUUCGGAUCUGCAUUCAACUGCUUCAAUUAGCCAACGGUAGCCCCACCAUGCACGCAGGGAAUUUGAGCGAUCGCUCGCCAAAUUUCGAAGAAUGCCGAUCGAAACAAUGCUCCGUAGUAGGCGAGUCUCUCAUCGAAAUUUCGGGAUGCUUCCUUGUGCUGCCGAUUCAGCAUCAACUCGUCGCAUUUCUGAACAAUUGUGCAAGUAGUCAGAUUACACUACUAACCAUGCAACGAUUGAGUGCAAUCGUAUCGCCGCGACAAUCUCUCUACAAGUACCAUGGUACAUCAAUAUGUGCCUAUUUACGGAUAUACCUCUUCUGCUAGCGCGUUUAGCACUGUUAUCCGCUCGUGGCCGGUGCUACUACACAUGACGUAUCACCUAUC